AUGAAUUCAACUACUCAUGUUCCUUGGCUUGCAGAUGAACCUCUAGACCGUUCAGAAAUGACUUCUCAUAUGAAGCACGUCACGCCUUUACUUAAAUCACCAGUAAAACAACCAGCUCCCUUAAUCCACGGAUCAGUAUCGAAAGAGGCUGCAAUUGCCACGCAUGCAAAUUUGCUACCUGGUCUACCUAAAGAAAAGUUGCAACAUUUAAGGGAACUUUAUGAAAGGUUAGACAUGGACAACGAUGGUACGAUUGAUAUUCGUGAUCUUACGUUAGCCUUACAGCACGAAAUGCCGCAUAUACCUAAUGGUGUUGCUCCGCAGCUUCUUGCCCGUAUGAGUAACGUUCGUGAAGAAGGAGUGGAGAAAGUGGGUUUUCCAGAAUUCGCUCAAUACGUUAUUGAGCAUGAGAAACAGUUGGAAAAGAUUUUCGAAGAACUUGAUAGGAACAAAGAUGGUUUGAUUGACGUAAAAGAGAUCAAGAGUUACUGUGACCAAGUUGGUGUGCCUAUUUCUGAUGCGAAAGCGCAAAACGUUGUUGAAAAGAUGGACCAGACGGGAUCUUCUGCGAUCGGACUGUCAGAAUUCCAGCAGUUUAUGCUUUUUUAUCCUAGCUCCGACCCAGCAGACAUUGCUCGAUAUUGGAAGCAUAAUCUGGCUACGGAUGUCGGGGAGAGUUCCUUGCCAGAAGACUUUUCACCAAUGGAAUUACAGACGGGUGUUUGGUGGCGACAUCUCGUUGCAGGGGGAAUAGCUGGCUGCAUGAGUCGAACCUGUACUGCUCCCCUUGAUCGAAUCAAAGUUUAUCUUCAGGUUCAUGCAACUUGGAGAAAUAAGCUCAACGUUUUUUCUGCUGUUAAGUUGUUGUUUGAAGAAGGUGGAGUGAAAUCAUUUUGGAGAGGGAAUGGUGUUAAUGUUGUCAAAAUAGCCCCUGAAUCAGCAAUAAAAUUCAUGGCAUAUGAACAGAUGAAGCGAGUGCUCUUGAGUUUAAAAGGGGAAGGUGAAUUAACUGUAUCCGAGCGUUUUGUGGCUGGCUCAUCUGCUGGUGCUAUUUCUCAAACUGUUAUUUAUCCCAUGGAGGUUUUAAAAACUCGAUUGGCUUUGAGGCGGAGUGGGCAACUCGAUAGGGGUUUGUUCCACUUUGCAAAAAAAAUGGUCAAAAACGAAGGGAUUAUGUGUUUUUACAAGGGUUAUAUUCCUAAUUUACUGGGCAUCAUUCCUUAUGCCGGUAUAGAUUUGGCAGUCUAUGAGACCUUGAAGUCCUUGUAUGUAAAAAGUUGUGCAGGUGAAGCGGAACCAGGCGCUCUGGCUUUUCUCUGUUGUGGAACGUGUAGUACUACAUGUGGUCAACUCGCUUCUUAUCCUCUUGCAUUGAUAAGGACGCGGCUACAAGCAAGGGCCAUCUCUGGUAAUUUGCAACAGCCGGACACUAUGAUUGGACAGCUACAAUAUAUUUUGAAAAAUGAAGGCUUUUCUGGACUUUAUAGAGGCAUAGCUCCCAAUUUUAUGAAAGUUAUUCCGGCAGUUGGCAUAAGUUACGUGGUAUACGAGACAGUGCGUAAAUAUCUUGGCGCUUCUAUGACUUAA
Molecule: messenger RNA, 1587 nt
Organism: Enterobius vermicularis (human pinworm)
Lineage: Eukaryota; Metazoa; Nematoda; Chromadorea; Rhabditida; Oxyuridae
Source: the annotation of a GenBank genome assembly